Molecule: messenger RNA, 2395 nt
Organism: Cryptococcus deneoformans JEC21
Lineage: Eukaryota; Fungi; Basidiomycota; Tremellomycetes; Tremellales; Cryptococcaceae
Product: expressed protein
Exons: 8
Coding region: 108-1793 (561 amino acids)
Source: RefSeq, a predicted model, not a curated record
GUGAGAUAUCCGAUGCCGACGCGACGCCGAUUAUUUGCACAUCACUUUAGCCUUCCUUUCCAGAUUCCCAACAUCAUCGUCUAGAUUGAUGAUAUUAAAACCCAAAGAUGACUUCCACCUUCAGGCAGCCCUCUCUAUUCGAUCAUUUCCAUCGUAUACCCAAUCCAUAUGCUCAAAAGGGUUUAGAGUAUGUGACUCCUGGAAAAGAGCUCCGGAAGUUGAAGCGCAAGGAGCAAAAGGAACGCCGGAUCGAACAGAGACGGGCACAUUUGAAGAAAAGGUCACAACUACUGGCUGAGAGGGCUACGAUCGUCGCGAAGAGACCAGUUUGGCAUGAUAUACCAGACUGGGGAGAUCGUACAGACUGUCCCCUUUUCAAACUUCCUCCGGAAAUACUGGACUUGUGCUUUGGUACUGAACUUGACAAUGAUCUUUCGCUACGAGAAUACAUAGCCCUAGCUGCCGUCUCUAGAUAUUUCCGACAGCAAUUCACUUCUGAAGUGUUCCUGGCGAUUUUUCUCCACGUCACUGGUGACUGUCGGGAAUCUUUAGAUAAACACGCAGAACACAUAUUUUCCACCCACGUCGAAGACUGGAGAGAAGAGAAACCCCUUCCAAAGAUCAGUGAAUCCAUAUAUAUCGCUUCUAUGCCUCACGACCAAUGGACUCGCGCCGAAUACGAAUACCACACAGCUCUUCAAAAGUUUUAUCGAAGCCGGUAUAUGGUUAUGUACCUCCGAGGAGAGAUCCAUCGAUGCCCCUCCGGGGGAACAAACAAAUGGAUCGGCAACGUUAGUUAUACUCAUUCAAAUACUAUGGGAGACAAGAGUAUUUACUACUCGAGUACUGUUCCUGGGCUCAAAGACGGUGAAACAUAUGACCCAAAAGAUCCCACUUGUCUCCAUGCGGAUGUCCUGGACAAGAGUAUUUAUCCUUGUUGCUCAGACUGGAGCAUGGAUACGGAGAUUGAUGAGGAUGARCCAGAACUCAACAAGUGGAAGACAAUCGUCGAAAACUAUCACGUAACGUACGAGUCCGAUUUCUGGAACCGCAAAGCUGAGGAGAUAUUACGGAGGCGAAGACGAAAGAGAUAUAGGCGGAAACAAAGCAGUCGGCCAGGGGAGCCUGCUAAACGUGUAGAUACUAAAUUAGACCUGUCCAGUAGUGACGACAGUGGGUAUGACACUGAUGACCUACAGAAACUCGUAAAUGAUGACGAACUGGGAAAUGAGACGGAAGAUGGGCUUGAUGGUUACGAUGGAGAUAACGAGGAUACAGCUGAAGGAAAGAACGACGAGAUCAACUCCGAAGUCCCGGAGAACCAAGAAAAACUUGAACUUAUGAUGCUCCGCACGCUGGCCAUAAAAGCUCGUGAUAGUCGGGAAGCGUAUGAAAAGAGAAAGGAAGGGGAGGAGACGAAGGAUGAACCGGAAUCGGACGAUGGCUGGGUUGUACCACUCCCCGGAGAUCCAGAAAGGGAGGCUCUUGCUUUGAAAUUUCUCGAGUACGUUCUUGAGCCGGAACCGCACGACCAUUGGCCAAGCCAUGUGAGAAGGACGAUUGCGCGUAACAUCAACUCUCACGCUGUUGCUGAAGAUGAUGCUAUCGAAGUUUACGGAGUUACCAAAGAGGAAUUAUAUGGUCUCAAACAUUAUCAUGGUGCCCUUUGGGAAAAAACUGAUCUCGUACUGUAUCCUCGAAUGGCCGUGGAGGCUCUUACCUUGCGAUCGCACGGUGGGCCCCUGGGUCAUUACAGGUUCAUCAUAGACAGACACGCUAGAAAACUCAGAUAAUACCACGCUCUCUUUCAACCUCAAGAUGAUCCGAGCAAGGACGGCGGGUAAGCCUACCGAUUACGAACAUCCAAGUAGGAGAUGCGCAAUAUAGCAGAGCUAAGGUUGGAACUCCUGUAACUCCUAUAGUAGUUGUGAGAUUCAAAGUAGGCUGAUGAAGCAGACCGAAUGCUGGAACCAGUCAAUGGCUCAAACCGACGUAGACCUCCAGAAACUCGCCGCUGUAAAUGGCUUACGAAUGCUCGUCACCCAGAAGGGAAGAUCUAAAGCACUAUGCAUCGAAAGCGCAAAGACAGAAGAGUCCGAAAACUCAAGGGUUCCAGCUGCUUCACAUGCUAUAAAAUUGCAAGAAAGCUCCAAAUAUGCUAUACAAGAGAAAUUACAGCUCAAAACUUGUCGCUUUACUCUACAAGACACGUUCGCACAUAUUCAAAAAGAACCCAAAAUGCUAGAUGAACCUCGGCACAAACUACUCUCUUUUAAAAUAUAUGAUUGCAAUGUCGCUACACUUCUCUCUCUGUGCUUGAAGAUUUGGCCUCGUUGGCACUUUCGGUCUUGGCUUCCCGCUCCGCUUUGGCAGCUUGAUUUUUCUUGUCAAAGGC